This is a messenger RNA of Dioszegia hungarica, 411 nucleotides long. RefSeq names its product putative 60s ribosomal protein l27. The transcript has 4 exons. Gene Ontology annotation, biological process: translation. Gene Ontology annotation, cellular component: ribosome; cytosolic large ribosomal subunit. Gene Ontology annotation, molecular function: structural constituent of ribosome. Lineage: Eukaryota; Fungi; Basidiomycota; Tremellomycetes; Tremellales; Bulleribasidiaceae. The coding region runs from base 1 to 411 and encodes 136 amino acids. The record is from RefSeq and is a predicted model, not a curated record.
AUGGUCAAAAUCUACAAGCCCGGAAAGGUCGCGGUGGUUCUCUCUGGCCGUCAGGCAGGGAAGAAGGUGGUUGUCAUCCAGCAGCGUGAUGAGGGAACCAAGGAGCGUCCCUACCCCCACGCCAUCGUCGCUGGCAUUGAGCGAUACCCCCUGAAAGUGACCAAGUCGAUGGGCAAGAAGAAGGUGGCCCGCCGGUCAAAGGUCAAGCCUUUCAUCAAAGUCAUCAACUACGCCCACCUCCUCCCCACCCGUUACCAGCUCGAGCUCGAGUCCCUGAAGGGAUCGGUCACCAACGACACUUUCAAGGAGCCCACACAGCGCGAGGAGAGCAAGAAGGCGAUCAAGAAGGCAUUGGAGGAGCGGUACGCAAAGGGACAGAACAGGUGGUUCUUCUCCAAGCUUAGGUUCUAG